Molecule: messenger RNA, 692 nt
Organism: Dufourea novaeangliae
Lineage: Eukaryota; Metazoa; Arthropoda; Insecta; Hymenoptera; Halictidae
Product: protein FAM173B
Exons: 5
Coding region: 75-692 (205 amino acids)
Biological process (GO): peptidyl-lysine trimethylation; regulation of mitochondrial ATP synthesis coupled proton transport; positive regulation of proton-transporting ATP synthase activity, rotational mechanism
Cellular component (GO): mitochondrion
Molecular function (GO): protein-lysine N-methyltransferase activity
Source: RefSeq, a predicted model, not a curated record
GUGGGUUGCUUCGAUUACUUGUCGGCAGCAAAGAAGAGGUUUUUCAUUUAGUUGACAAGCUCGAAAUAUACAAAAUGUCAGAGGUUAGUGAACUAGAUUACAUCUUCGAUCAAACUAAUGAUGCCAUAAAAUCACGUAAAGCGACAAAGCUUGGUUUAUAUCUUAUUGGAAUAACAGGAGGUUUUGCAACAGCUAUAAGUAUAAUAUGUAUCCCAUUUGUGAGUCCUGCAUUUCGCAGAAUAUGUCUGCCUUAUGUACCAGCUACGGGACAACAGGUGCAAAAUGUAUUACGCGCCGUAGAAGGACACUCUGGAUCUUUAAUUGACCUUGGGAGUGGAGAUGGACGCAUAGUAUUUGCAGCAGCCAAAGCUGGAUUCGCAGCUCAUGGUAUUGAAUUAAAUGCAUGGUUGAUCUGGUACUCAAGAUUAAAAGCCUUAUUCACAGGAUUAUCAUCACAGACAACUUUCAUUAGGCAAAAUCUAUGGACAUAUAAUUUGAGAAAUUAUAAUAAUGUUGUCCUGUUUGGUGUUGGUCAAAUGAUGCAAGAGAUAGAAAACAAGUUUAUGGCAGAAUUACAGGAAGACUGUGUUAUAGUUGCUUGCAGAUUUCCACUUCCCAAUAUGAAUGCAAUAAAAAUAAUAGGUGAAGGUGUUGAUACUGUUUGGGUCUAUAAAGUUUCAAAAAGGACUUAA